Molecule: messenger RNA, 3218 nt
Organism: Schistosoma haematobium
Lineage: Eukaryota; Metazoa; Platyhelminthes; Trematoda; Strigeidida; Schistosomatidae
Gene: RAB13
Product: Ras- protein Rab-13
Exons: 6
Coding region: 42-677 (211 amino acids)
Molecular function (GO): GTPase activity; GTP binding
Source: RefSeq, a predicted model, not a curated record
AUCCUGCAGCUGAUUCAGCGGGUUAAUCAGGUUAUGUUAAAAUGGCUAAGGCUCCAAAUGGUACAAAGGAUUACGAUGAAAUGUAUAAGCUUUUACUUGUUGGCGAUUCAUCCGUUGGUAAAACAAACCUUCUCCUUCGGUUUUCCGAUAAUAGUUUCAGCAAAACCUUUAUAGCGACCAUAGGCAUUGACUUCAAAGUUCGCACCAUAGAAAUUGAUGGGAAAAAAAUUAAGUUGCAGAUAUGGGACACUGCCGGUCAGGAGCGUUUUCGAACUAUAACAACGGCUUAUUAUCGUGGUGCGAUGGGUAUCAUGCUUGUUUACGACGUUACUAAUAUAGAUUCUUACCAUAAUAUCACUACCUGGAUGAACAACAUAACCGAGCAUACUAAUGAAGGCGUAGCGAAGAUGCUACUUGGGAAUAAAUGCGAUCUGGAAGCACAAAGAGUAGUAAAGUAUGAAAAUGGUUAUAAGCUCGCCCAAUCAUACGGAAUCAGUUUUAUUGAGACCAGUGCUAAAGGAGGUAUUAACGUCUCUGAAGCGUUUACAAUCUUGGCCCGAAAAAUAAAAACGAAAAGGGAGCAGGAGGCUAACCUUAAUAACCCACCUAGAGAAGACAUAAGAAAUAUAACCAGCAAACGACCCAAACGCCUAAUAUGGGGAUGCUCAAUAUUGUAAAUGGCUUCUCCAUUGAUUUUUCCAAGAAACAUCUUUUAGACAUGAUCUAUCCUGCACUCAAACAUUGAACAAUUCUUGAUUUUAGGGAUCUUUAUUUGGUGCCUUUUAUAGCCUCAUUUCUUCGUCGUCUCUUGCUUGUAUUUGACACAUGGUUUCCAUCGUCCCCAUCAUACGGUUUCGUUUAUUGUCUUCAAGUAUCUACUUUUACCUUUAUAAAAACAUUAUAUCUUAUCAGCAAAUUGCUUUUUCCGUCUAAUUUCUAAUUUUUUUCCUUUUGUUGUUACGAGUCAAGCCGGUUUUAUCACUUAAUUAGAAUUAGUUGAAAUAAUUUUUGUGUGGUUUGGUUUCUUUCACCUCAUUGUUAGUUUACAUUGACGUGCAGUUUUUCAUAAUUGUUUUAUUUUUGUCUCAAGAUCACUAGUUUCUCAGUGAUUGUAAAUAAUCCAUUUUGGCACGUAUUCCUACUCUUUUCAAAACCUGAUUCUGUCCUACUUUUCCAAAACUUGUUAAAUUGCUAAACUAUGUGUAUAUAUGUUGUUAAUUUGGCCCCAUAUUCUCUGACUUUAUUUUUGGGAACCUAUUAUGGUGUAAUUCUGAAGCUUUAUUUUGAGCGUUUUUAUCUGCGCGUUUGCGCUGAGUUAGUAUUAUAUGCAUCUGCAUCUAUAUGAAAAUACAUUUAAUCAUAUGUUUAGACCGACAAAACCUUGAAAUUCUGUCUACAGUUUCACUUACAGAACAUGUACACCUAUUUAUGGCUUCUUAUCAAGCCGUUAUAGAUUAUACUUAUAAAUCUCUGUUAGGCACAAUAUAUCAUCUGUACUAGGAGUUGGUCAUGCCGGUUUCAGUUGAUUUCUUCAUUUGAUUACAUUUCAAAUAAAAGUAACUGUUUCUCAAGAAAACGUAAGCUUUUUUUAAGUAUAUGAUUUUCAUUAUUGGUCUUCUAUUAUCAGAAUUUCCUAAGGAAUUCUCGAUAAAGUUGUUUCUCGUCUUUCUGUCUUGCUUUUUUCAUUUAAUCUACCGCCUCAUCAGCUUUUCAGAUUAUAUGCAAUACUAAAUGAGCACUAUUAUGUUACUCUGUUUUAUUUUUCAUUUUGGCUAAUAUAUUUAACACUGAUUAUAAUAAAACUUAUCUUCAAGUUUUUCUGAUAUUAACUAUUAGUAUGUAAAUUUCUAACUCCGAACCCCUAGAUAUUACACAAAUCUUUUAUACUAAUAAUUAUGCGUCAAAUCGCAUCCUAGCGUAAGUUAUAUGUUAACGUGAAAUAUGACUGAAGUGACGUCAUGUACAAUGUAACCCCCAAGUGCCCUGGUACGGCCGACGGUGAGAAAUUAUGCUCCCCCUCUUAAAUGGCCACGCGUAUACAGCCACUCACAGGUAAGUUUUACUGCCUUCUCGUGGCGUGGGUGUUGUUUACGAAAUUGAGAGGACGAAAAGCGAAUUUCCGGCGCUUUAACCGGGUUGGUGGACAUGGAGAGUCCACCUAGGAGAGUUGGAAAACCCUAAUUCCAAACCAAUGGUGCACAUGGGCUCCAGGUUCUGAAGGAACCAUUGGCGUGUGAUCCUGUUGUUGGUCAUCGGUCACCAUGGGACUGCACCUCCUAACGUUGCUCCACUCCCUUGUGGAUUAAACCUUCAAGUCAAAGGCUUGGGGUGUGGCCUCCUAAGAAAACUACCUGCUUCGGUUUGGGCACCCGGGCAGUAUCACAAAUUAAUGAUAACUGCUACUGGCCUCAUUGUUAUUGUGUGGCUCAUAUGUAUUUGGUGCCCCCCUCGUACCAAUGUUUAUGUGUUCAGUUAAUUAAAUACACAGUACAUGUUAAUAUGUUGAUAAUGUAGUGCUCAAGUAAGCUACUCGUUAAUUCCAAGUUAUAUUUGACUCGAAAACCGGUUAUCUAAAUACCCUAAUGUUCUACACAUUGUUUUUCCUCAAGUAAAGGGGCUCAUUGUUUCUAUAAGUGUAUCAAACUGCGGAUACAGAAAGUGUCCGUCGACAAGGAAUAGUCAAAACGAAUAGGUUGCUUAGGGUCAGUGACCUAAUCAGACAGUUGGUUAGCUCCCAAAUGCCCUGGUACGGCCGAGAGUGAGCAGGGUCCACUUUCCCUCGAAAUGCUCCCACAUGGCCACGCGUAUAUAGCCUCUGCCAGGGAAGUCAUUCUCGCUGCGAGGGUGUUGUUUACGAAGUUGAGAGGACGAGACACGAAUGUCCAGCACUUUAACCGGGUUGGUGGAUAUGGAGAGUUCACCUAGGGGAGUUGGAAAACCCUAAUUCCAAACCAAUGGUGCACAUGGGCUCCAGUAUCCUGAGGGGACAAAUGGCGUAUGAACCAACCGGCUACCAUGGGACUGCAUCUCCUUACGACGCUCCGCUGCCUUGUGGGUCGGACCUUUAAGUCGAAGGCUCCGAGCGUGGUCCUCUAAGAAAACCACCCGCUUCGGUUUGGGCACCCGGGCAGUAUCACAGCCCUCACACAAAUCAAAUGAGAUUUGUGUGGCGCAUAUGUAUUUGGUGCUUCCUCGUAUCAAUAUCUAUGCGUUCAAAU